Maniola jurtina (meadow brown) is the source of this 1772-nucleotide messenger RNA. It is a transcript of the gene Oscillin, whose product is annotated as glucosamine-6-phosphate isomerase. NCBI's taxonomy places the organism in Eukaryota, Metazoa, Arthropoda, Insecta, Lepidoptera, Nymphalidae. The record is from RefSeq and is a predicted model, not a curated record. The transcript has 5 exons. Gene Ontology annotation, biological process: D-glucosamine catabolic process; N-acetylneuraminate catabolic process; N-acetylglucosamine catabolic process. Bases 395 to 1231 code for a protein of 278 amino acids. Gene Ontology annotation, molecular function: identical protein binding; glucosamine-6-phosphate deaminase activity. Gene Ontology annotation, cellular component: cytoplasm.
AGUUUCGUUUUUUCAUCCACCAAUCGAGCGAAUGUUUCGUCUUGCAAAGAAUACGCAUUGGUUAAGAUUUCGCACAACAAGUUUACUGUUUUUUCCGAUUGGAGACAAGUUUUACACAAGGUCACACAACUCAUGUCAGCCAGUCAGCCGGCGCCGCCAACGUCAUUCAUAUUAGAUUGAAUGAGACACUAGGUACUGACUACACCAUCAAUUAGCACAAAAACAAUUGCUACAAGCGACUGCUUUGUAUUUAUUUGAAUAGCAAGUGUUUAUUAUCGUAAGUUAUCAAGCAAGUUAGGAGCACAUUGCAGGCUGCGACAGGAGAGCUGCUUGCGGAGCGCGACUCGCGAGGCGCUGCGGUGUUUUAAAGGGUAUUUGAAGUGAGGCAGGAGCCAUGCGCCUCAUCAUCCUGGAGGACGCGUCGGUGGUGGCGGACUGGGCGGCGCGCUUCGUGCUGCAGCGCAUCACGGAGUUCGCGCCCGGGCCCGGCCGCCGCUUCGUGCUGGGCUUGCCCACCGGUGGGACGCCGCUGGGCAUGUACCGCAAGCUCAUCCAGUUCCACAAGGAGGGCCGCCUCUCCUUCAAACACGUCACCACCUUCAACAUGGACGAGUAUGUCGGUCUGCCGCGCGAGCACCCGGAGUCGUACCACUACUACAUGUGGAACGAGUUCUUCAAGCACAUCGACAUCGAGCCGUCGCAGGCGCACGUGCUGGACGGCAACGCGCCCGACCUGGCCGCCGAGUGCCAGCGCUUCGAGGACCUCAUCGCGGCGGCCGGCGGCGUGCACCUGUUCGUGGGCGGCAUCGGGCCGGACGGCCACAUCGCGUUCAACGAGCCGGGCUCGUCGCUGGUGUCGCGCACGCGCGUCAAGACGCUGGCCUACGACACGCUGGAGGCCAACAAGCGCUUCUUCGGCAACGACAUCGCCAAGGUGCCGCGCCAGGCGCUCACCGUGGGCGUGGGCACGGUGAUGGACGCGCGCGAGGUCAUGAUCCUCAUCACGGGCGCGCACAAGGCGCUGGCGCUGGCCAAGGCGGUGGAGGAGGGCGUCAACCACAUGUGGACCGUCUCCGCCUUCCAGCAGCACGCGCAGACGCUGUUCGUGUGCGACGAGGACGCCACGCAGGAGCUGCGCGUCAAGACCGUCAAGUACUUCAAGGCGCUGAGCGACGAGCACCAGAAGAUGAUCGCGGGCGUGCCCGUGCAGCAGCAGCAGCUCCUGCACUGACGCGUCGUGCCGCCUCGCUCCCCCGCCGAGCCUGAUGGGCGAGCACAACAAGAUGAUAGCCGGCACCAGAGACACGGACAUUCCGCCCCACAGCCCCCGCAGCAUGGCCGAAUAGUAUAACUAUUCUGAUGCCUGUUGCUUUAUAUUAUAUAUAAAUAAGUUGUAAUUAAAAAAACUACUGCCCUACCAAAAGAGUAAAAUUUAUCACAUUUGAAAAUGACGCCAUACUAAAUUUUUGCCAAUAAAUAUCAUAGCCAGUGCCAUUGGGGAUGAUGUAAGGAUUUCAAUGAUACCCCAUACGUCUGUAUCUGUUUAGGCGUUUAGAAGUUAUAGCGAAAGAAACUCGCUAAAAUUCUUACAUGAACCCUGAAACGCAGUUGUUUGGGCAGCGCUGUAUGUGGAGUAACACAUCUUAUUUACAGUCCUACCUAUAUAAAUGAUAAUGUAAUGUAAUUACUUAUAAGUUUAUUUUUACUUUUAUAGAACUAUUUAACCACAAUUUGUAAAGUUAUAUUUUAUAAAAAAAUUGAAUUUAAGAAAU